This is a messenger RNA of Staurois parvus, 278 nucleotides long. The record is from the annotation of a GenBank genome assembly. Lineage: Eukaryota; Metazoa; Chordata; Amphibia; Anura; Ranidae.
UGCAUAGCAUAGCCAUUCAAAGCAGUAUGCUACAGUGAAGCACACACACAGCCCAAGUAGUGAAGCAGCACACAGUUAACCCUUUGAUCGCCCCAGAUGUUAACCCCUUCCUGCCCAGUGCCAUUAUGCUUUUUUUAGCACUGAUCACUGUAUUGGUGUCACUGUGGAGGUCAGUGACAACAAGUCAGUUCCCCCAGUGUCAGAAUGCCCGCCGCGGUCCCACUAUAAGUCGCUUAUUGCAGCCAUUACUAGUAAAAAAUCCAAUAUCUAUACCGCAA